AAUAUAAGAAAUUGACAUUCAUGAAAAUAUUAGCAGAAAGAGAUUCUCGAGUUAGUAUAUUUAUCAAUUCCUUUUACAGAUAAACCUCCUAAAAAACUUUAAGAUAUAUUAAUAGAUAAAGCUCAUCAACCAUCUUUCUUCAUCAACACUCUCCCAAUCCACCCUGAAAUUCCAAUGAAGUUUGUAACAAAGAACAGAAAGCUAAUAUUUUUUUAUAAAAAAUAAAAUAAAAUCAUGUCUCUCAAGUCACUCUCUACACAACCACUCAAAUCAUUUUCUCUGAAGAUCUGUCUGCAUUAGCUUCCUUUCUUUGUCACCCUUCAAUUUUACCUCCAAACUCUUAACCUUAACUGAUUUAACCCACCACCUCACCUCCAUAUCAUCAUUUUCUCUAUAAAAAAACUAAGUAUUUCUGGAUCGUUUAUUUUUCUUUCUGUAAGUUAAAAACCAUAUGCAAUGAAAGUUCCAAGAGGUUUGUUCACAGCUGGUAUUAUUGCAUCAUGGUACUCUACAAACAUUGGAGUUUUAUUACUAAACAAGUAUUUGCUUACCAAUUAUGGAUAUAAGUACCCAAUUUUCCUCACUUUGUGUCACAUGUUGGCCUGUUCUUUGCUGAGCUUUGUUGCUGUUCGUUGGCUUAAAGUCACGCCAUUGCAAAUCAUCAAGUCUCAAACACAGUUCUUCAAAAUAUGCGCUCUUGGACUUAUUUUUUGCCUGUCUGUUGUGGGUGGCAAUAUCUCCUUGAAGUAUCUUCCGGUGUCUUUUAAUCAAGCUGUAGGAGCAACCACACCUUUUUUCACAGCGGUUUUUGCUUGUUUGAUGACUUUCAAGAGGGAGGCUUGGCUUACUUAUGUCACUCUCAUUCCUGUAGUUGUCGGUGUCAUUAUUGCCACUGGGGGAGAACCAAGUUUUCAUUUGUUCGGAUUUAUAAUGUGCAUUGGUGCAACAGCAGCGAGGGCACUCAAGUCAGUUCUGCAAGGGAUUUUGCUCUCUUCUGAAGUGGAAAAGCUCAAUUCUAUGAACCUCCUCAUGUACAUGGCUCCGUUAGCCUUCCUGUUCCUUCUUCCCGUAUCAGUCAUAGUAGAAGAAGAUGUAAUUGCCAUCACAAUUUCUCUUGCUAGACAAGAUUUAAAGUUCUUAUGCUAUCUGACAUUCAAUUCAGCACUAGCAUACUUCGUAAAUUUGACUAAUUUUUUGGUCACCAAGUACACUAGUGCCUUGACACUUCAGGUUCUGGGAAAUGCAAAAGGAGCUGUUGCAGUGGUUGUUUCAAUAUUGAUAUUCAGAAAUCCUGUGUCGGUCACUGGGAUGCUUGGCUACACUAUCACAGCAGUUGGGGUCUUUCUCUACAAUGAAGCCAAGAAAAGGAGUAAAUGAGGCUCUCUAAUAUAUAAUCAGUUCAAUACUAAUUCUCUGAUGACAUUAUCAAACCAGCAUCAUAUUGGCAUCUUCUAAAUACAGAACAAAAUUUUAAAGGGAUGGGAAGCAGCCAGAUUCUGGAGUUGCAGGACAUUUUGGUUUCAAUCCUGAGAGAUGGUAAGUUAUUAUGUCUGCAUCUUCAUGAUCAAUCUUCCUUUAAUUAUAUGCUGUUAAGCCAUAAAUAGUUAUAUGAAAUGGUUUUCAUACAUUCAUUAAUUGGCCAAAUCAAAUAUCCAAGAAGCUGUACAUUGGUCCCAAUUUCAAAAGAAAUUUUAUAAUUUUU
Messenger RNA from Mangifera indica (mango), 1702 nucleotides. RefSeq names its product probable sugar phosphate/phosphate translocator At3g11320. The record is from RefSeq and is a predicted model, not a curated record. Bases 457 to 1377 code for a protein of 306 amino acids. The transcript has 4 exons. Gene Ontology annotation, molecular function: antiporter activity. Lineage: Eukaryota; Viridiplantae; Streptophyta; Magnoliopsida; Sapindales; Anacardiaceae. Gene Ontology annotation, cellular component: Golgi apparatus.